UCCCGCUGGCAGCAAGCUUCAUCGCAGGAGGAGAGAAUCACGGCACAAACCACUGAUAACUGACAGAGGAUUUACAAAGGAGUUGUUUUGUUUCACAUAUACAUUUAUUGUAUUCAUCAACCAAAUAUUUUUCACAAUGAAGGAAAGAAGACUUACCCAGCCUAUGGUGGCGAGAUGUAAACUGGUGUUGGUUGGGGAUGUUCAAUGCGGGAAAACCGCAAUGUUGCAAGUCCUGGCCAAGGAUUCCUAUCCUGAGACAUAUGUUCCAACAGUAUUUGAGAACUACACAGCCUGUCUGGAGCUGGAGGACCAGCGCGUAGAGCUCAGUCUCUGGGACACAUCAGGCUCCCCGUACUAUGAUAACGUCCGACCCCUGUGCUACAGCGACUCAGACGCCGUGCUCCUUUGUUACGACAUCAGCCGACCAGACUCAAUUGAUGGUGCACUGAAAAAGUGGAAGACAGAGAUACUGGAUUUCUGCCCCAGCACACGCAUCCUCCUGAUAGGCUGUAAAACAGACCUGCGCACAGACGUGUGUACGCUCAUGGAGCUGUCCAAUCAGAAGCAGACACCCAUCUCACAUGAGCAGGGUUCCUCCAUGGCCAAGCAGCUAGGUGCGGAGGCCUACUUGGAGUGUUCGGCCUUCACCUCGGAGAAGAGCAUCCACAGUGUGUUCCGUACUUCAGCCCUGGCCUGCAUCAGCAAGCUACAGCCCUCCACCAAGACCAGUCCUGCCCGACGCCUCUCCAAGAGACUCCUUUUCCUGCCCAGAAAGUCUGACCUCCUCUCCUCCACCUUCGGCAAGGACAAGGCCAAGGGCUGCUCCAUUAUGUGAGGGAGGGGGAAGAACCCAGACUGGGGUGGCCAGAGAUUCACUCCAUUGAACAGUCCAGCGGGCAAAAAGGGGUGCAAGGUGGUAGAGGGGCAAGGGAAUCGGAAGUAAGGGGGAAGGAAGGGGUUUCUUUAGAACCCCUCUGGCCUCCCCCAACAUCCUCCCCAGUCCCCACCCCCACUGACUCCCCACUUAAAAAAAACAUGGUUUACUCUGUAUAGGAUAUACUGGUCCUCUUCAUGAUCACCCCCCCACAAACAAACAAACAAACAAACGCACACACGCACGCACGCACGCACACACACACACACACACACACACACACACACACACACACACACACACACACACACACACCUCGGGGCGGUAGGUAGCCCAGUGGUUAGAGCGUUGGGCCAGUAACCAAAAAGUUGCUGGAUCGAAUCCCUGAGCUGACAAGGUAAAAAUCUGUAAAAAUUCUGAGCAAGGCAGUUAACCCCUGUUCCUCGGGCGCUGAAAAAGUGAAUGUUAAUUAUGGCAGCCCCCCACACCUCUCUGGUUCAGAGACUGAAAAAUAAGUCUCCUUCAUGUUCCACAAUUGAUCACCUGGGAUGACUCUCUGGAGUUGUCAUUCUUGUAGUGUGGCUGGCCAUUAUUGAUGAGAGUACAGGAUCAAGGCAUUUAUAAAAAUGGGUCUCUCAUUCAUACUUAGUGGAGACUGUAAGAAAUGGGGUAAAGGGUCCGUGAGGGUUGGGCGUGGGUGGGAUGGGUGAAUUUGAGCCGAAACAACUAACAGGCUGGUCCUGUCCAAAGUAAGUUAUUUUUCAGUUUGUUUUGCUUUGAAAUCUUUUAAGUAUAAGGUGAUUUAUAUUUUUCAGUAUUCUUCAAAUUUGUAAUCUGCUUUCUGCCCAGUCCUUUUUAAUUGUAGUUGUUGUACUCACUGAAGUCAUCUUGUAUUAGGAGCUGUCUACGACCCGGCUAAUAGAGGACUUCAUGAUUUGCACAGACAGGGGCUCUGAGUUGUUUGGACUUACAGAACACUGGAAUUUAAGGGUUGCUUAGCAACUGUGUGAGCAGUGGCAGAAGUCAGCAGAAUUGUGAUGAUGGGUGCAGUUUCUGGCUCUGAGAGAAAAGAAAGAGGGCUCCAACAGUUUUUUAUUGAUUUAUUUCACCUUUAUUUAACCAGGUGCGUCUCACCUUUCAUUUGUAGCAUGAGACCACUGCUAAGGUGACGGCUAGACAUUUCAGUUCGUAGUGCACUGCUGAAAAACAUCUGAAAAAUAUCUGAAAAACUAAUUUGAAGCCUCCGAACUCAGUGGCAGCUCAGUGGCUUGUGUCAGAACAAAAAAAGCUAUUUGAGUAUCUUUUAUAACCUGAGUUCCCAGCAGUGAGUGAAUAAGCUCCAAAUUUGCCUGGAGUGACUGAAACACUGUUCAGAAAAAAAGUCAAUUUGACUGAAUAUACAGCCGUCAUAAUGUUUCUGCUCCCACUCCUGAUCUAAGAACAGACCAUGUCUGGUUGUACAUAUCCUGCUUUAUAUGCCAUUUGUAAAGCUCCAAAAAGAAUGUUGUUGGAACAAAACUCAGUGUUUGUGUUAAGUAAAAUGGCUUCAACUUAAUUUAUUAAUAAAAUACUGUAUUGCUCAAUGUUGUCAUUUUAUUUUUGACUGUACAUUUUGGGGUAGAAUUCUUCAUUUGAAUGGACACUGAUUUUUUUUCUGUCCAUAUGUUUUCUCUUUGGUUCUGAAUAAAGCUCGCCUUUGUUCAUCAUA
Molecule: messenger RNA, 2582 nt
Organism: Oncorhynchus keta (chum salmon)
Lineage: Eukaryota; Metazoa; Chordata; Actinopteri; Salmoniformes; Salmonidae
Product: rho-related GTP-binding protein Rho6-like
Exons: 5
Coding region: 137-835 (232 amino acids)
Biological process (GO): small GTPase-mediated signal transduction
Molecular function (GO): GTP binding; GTPase activity
Source: RefSeq, a predicted model, not a curated record